Centropristis striata (black sea bass) is the source of this 1545-nucleotide messenger RNA. RefSeq names its product hyaluronidase-5-like. Gene Ontology annotation, molecular function: hyalurononglucosaminidase activity. Lineage: Eukaryota; Metazoa; Chordata; Actinopteri; Perciformes; Serranidae. The coding region runs from base 1 to 1335 and encodes 444 amino acids. Gene Ontology annotation, biological process: carbohydrate metabolic process; hyaluronan catabolic process. The record is from RefSeq and is a predicted model, not a curated record. Gene Ontology annotation, cellular component: acrosomal vesicle. The transcript is spliced from 3 exons.
AUGGCCACGUCCUCCCUGUCCUGCCUCGCUCUAUGCAUCAUCGUAUCGUUGACCACCAUCCUGGCGCUGCCCCCUACUGAGCCGCCACUCAUCCACGACCACCCCUUUGUGGCCAUAUGGAACGCCCCCACCAAGCAGUGCCAGCAACUCCACAUCCCGCUGGACACCGGGGCCUUCCAGGCAGUGACCACGCCCUCAUUGGUGCCUGGUCAGUUCCUCACCAUCUUCUACGAGGACCGCCUCGGCCUUUACCCCAAAGCCAACGCCCUGAAACACAAGCGCUACAGAGGAGGAGUCCCCCAAAACGGCAACCUGACGGAGCACCUGGCCAAGGCACGGAGUCAGAUUGAUCACUACAUCUCCCAGGAUUCCUCUCCUGGGCUGGCUGUCAUCGAUUGGGAGUCCUGGCGCCCCCUGUGGGACCAGAACUGGGGGUCAAAGCGUAUUUAUAAGAAGUUGUCCAUCGCCUAUGCUCUGCAGAUGGCCCCGUUUUUGUCAUCAAAGAAAGUUUCCAAACUGGCUAAGAGCCAGUUCCAGCACGCUGGGCGUCGCUUCAUGGAGAAGACCAUCAGCCUUGGCAUCAGUGAGCGUCCGAGCCGCCGCUGGGGCUUCUACCUGUUCCCCGACUGCCACAACUACGGAUGGGACAAGUCCAACUACACUGGGAAGUGCUCCGCCAAGAUCCAGAAACAGAACGACCAGAUGAAGUGGCUGUGGGAGCGCAGCACUGCCCUCUUCCCGUCCGUCUACCUCCACCAGACCCUGAGGAACUCCCCCAAGGCUGCGCUGUAUGUCCGCAACCGAGUCCAGGAGGCACUGAGGGUGGCCGUGCUGCCCAAACGUCCUUACACGGUGCCCAUCUAUGUCUACUCCAGGCCUCUGUACCGGGACCAGACCCAGAAAUUCCAGAGCCAGAUGGACCUGGUGAGCACUGUAGGAGAGUCUGCAGCUCUGGGGGCUUCAGGAAUCGUAAUGUGGGGAGGAACCAAAGACUACAACAACAAGGCUGCCUGUCAGGCUCUAUCUGAGUACCUGGCGUCCACCUUCAACCCGUACACCGCCAACGUGACGGCGGCGGCCAUGCUCUGCAGCGACGUCCUGUGCCAGGGGAAGGGUCGCUGUGUCAGGAAGAACUACGACUCCGCCCACUACCUGCACCUGAACCCCGCCCACUUCAGCAUCCUGCGGGCCAACAGGAAGUACGUGGCGGUCGGCCUCCCCUCUGCUGAAGACCUCGACGCCUGGGCCCAAAACUUCACCUGUCAGUGCUACGCGGGGCGCAGCUGUGAGCCCAGACUGGUGCAUCCCACCAAAAUCAAACUCAUCUGGGUUUAAGCUGUUUCCAGAAUUCAGCCUCCUGCUGAUCUGCAUUUACACAAUUUGAUUACUAUAUGCUCUCAUCACCAUAACACCAGAAAUCUCAAAAAUAUCAUGUUGAAAAAUAUUUAACAUUUUGCAAUUAUUAAAUGUCAUGUUAGAAUUUCCCACAUCAGACACAAUCAUGAUUUAUUUUCAUUUAAAAACAAAAACAAAACACACCUUAAU